UUCCAGCAAAUGCUGGCUUACGCUUAUUCGCAUUACCUGUGCUAUAUAAUUGCUGCCCUAGUUGUGCGAGCAGACCACUCUCGGACAAGAAGACAGAGCAGUCCUCUACAGCUCGGAGACUUCCUUCAAAGUAAACGAUCAUGGACAUGAACGUGUACUUCCCUCCAAUGCACGUGAUGGAGAAGAGCGUCUGGCCAGGCUGGCCGGUCUGGAACCUCCAAGACAAAAGCCUCUUCCAGCAGCUGGAGCGAGACAUGAGGAGCGAGAUCGAGAGGAUGGAGCAAAUCUUCCGUGGAGUCGAUCAGCUCAGCAGCCACUCGUGGGCUCCGGGCAUCCCCAAAGUUGCGCUGCAACAGCAGCCGGCCGUGAGUGCCGCGUUCCAGAUCGAAGAUCAGCGGCAGCAGGGAGACGGGUUUGUCGCGACCCUGGACGUGCAGGGCUUCUCCCCAAAGGACCUGGCUAUGAAGGUGUCUGGAGACAAGCUGGUGGUGGCCGGACGUCGUGAGGUCAAGCGCGAAGGCAGCGGCGCCUACAGCCACAGCUACCAGGAGUUCCACGAAGCGAUGCAGCUGCCCAAGGACGUGGACCCGCAGAGCGUGAGCUGCUGCCUGACCGACGACGGGAAGCUGAAGAUCAAGGCUCAGCGCCGCGCCCUCCCUGCCGUGACUGCUGGGAGGCUGGUGGCCAUUGAGUGAGCUGGGAAGUGCUCACCAAAACAUUAACAUUUGGAAUCUAACGUUAAACGCCCUGCAGAAAGUGCUUGCUUCUUAAAUGCAAAAUUGUAACAAUGCUAAUUGUUCACAUUCACUAUGUGAAGUACAAUAAAAUACAUCUAAAAUGUUACGAAGUUAAUCAACGAAACAUGGCUUAAUUGUUCAAUGAAUAUACUCUUUGAAUCUAAUACCAAUUUCCAGAAGUCAUUGUUUUUCAAUUAACUUUGCUUUUCCUGCACAUAACGUUAAUGUUGUUCUCGCUUUUAAUGCCAUGCUUUGUUACAUUCGUUUCAAAUGCUUUUUAUAACGACAAACUUGUGAUGUUUUUUUGCAAGUUCAAUUUAAUUGUUACAGUGGAAAUAGUCUUGAAAAUAGAGUAAUUUGAUGCUGCAAAAUAAAAGAUCCCAGUAUUCAC
Lethenteron reissneri (Far Eastern brook lamprey) is the source of this 1128-nucleotide messenger RNA. Its product is annotated as heat shock protein 30-like. Gene Ontology annotation, cellular component: nucleus; cytoplasm. Gene Ontology annotation, biological process: response to heat; protein refolding. Lineage: Eukaryota; Metazoa; Chordata; Hyperoartia; Petromyzontiformes; Petromyzontidae. The record is from RefSeq and is a predicted model, not a curated record.